Tribolium madens (black flour beetle) is the source of this 1103-nucleotide messenger RNA. RefSeq lists its product as uncharacterized. The transcript has 4 exons. The coding region runs from base 185 to 1030 and encodes 281 amino acids. The record is from RefSeq and is a predicted model, not a curated record. Lineage: Eukaryota; Metazoa; Arthropoda; Insecta; Coleoptera; Tenebrionidae.
UAGUUAAUUGGAUAAUUUUAAUUGCGUGACUUUACACUCUGUUUUGCAAGUUCUCGCAAGUUCAUUACCGAGAAGAAAACAAAUAAUUAGAAAUGAACAAAUCAACGCUGACCAUCACGUCUGACUUUUCUAAAUUGUCAUUAAAAACGCCAAAAAUUUUUGUUGAAAUUUUCAAACUCUUAAAAUGAAAUUCUGCAGCAUUUGCAACAAAAAAUUCAACAAGUCUGAACUCCUCCAAAGCAGCGACGAUGAAUACUUCUGCAAAGAGUGUUUUAAAUACGAGUAUUGUGCAGUCUCUACAAAGAAAAAACCUCCAGUAUCGAAUAAAUAUGAGGGAGAUUCCUCCAGAAAGCGCAUAAAAAUGUUCCCAAUGGAGGAAUUAGCAAAGAUUAGACGCAACAGAGAAAUUAAACGUAAAGCAGUCCCUUCGAAACGACCUUUGCAGUGCCCCCACGUGGAUUGUAAUCGUUAUGUCAGUAUUUAUGAUCUCAACGCUCACUUCCAGCACGAGCACAUGGAAGUGCCCAUCACGGAAACCGCCCUCGAUGCCCGAAAUCCGCUCACUUUUCAGCCGACAGAUAUCCGAUAUGGAGUCAAACAAUGCCUCAUUCUUCUCAACGUCAUACCGCAAAACGAAGAAAUAGAAAAUAGCGGAAGUCAGGAGAAACCUUUGAUGCCGGUGACCGUGGCCGUUUUGGCUUCGCGUCUCGCCUCAGCUCAACUAGGGGAUGAAGAAGACGUGGUGACGCAAGACGAAAACACUGGGAUGGUUUCCGGAAACAACGACAAAAUUAUCAUUUGGACAGCAUCGAAUGUUUUAUGCGAUUUUAGUUACACGGUGGCGGUUUCCACAAUCACGGAAAAUGUGAGAGUGAAGCAUUAUGGUCCAGUGUUGCAAUUGGGGAAUAAUCCACAAACGUUGUGUAUGGAAGGGCAGUGCUUAAUUCUGAGUCAUUUCCAUUUUUUGGGGAUGUCUGAUAAUGGACUUAAGCCGCUGCGAUUGGACGUUAUUAUACAUUCAGAAGAUUGAUUUUUAUACUUUUUGGGUAAUUUAUUGUAAUUAAAAAUUGUCGUCUAUAAUUAAAUUGUCUUUUUAAUAUUUA